UCUCCGAGUCGUAGUGGCCAGUGGAGGUGAGCGCGCGUGUUUGUGUGUGUGCGUCUGUGCGCACGAGACCGCCGAGUACAGUCGAUGUCAGAACCGCUCAGCGCGCCGCUCGGACCGAAGAUGUUUACGUGCCGCUCUCUCCGACAUCUGAUCAUGUGACAGUUCGUGGAACUCAAGUGUUUUAUUUUUUAGUUCUUUUGUUUUGACUGAGACUGUGAGAUACCCGGAUGGGUAUACGGACAGUGAGGUGAAGUGAACUAUGGCACAGCAGCCUACGCCGCUCCAACAUCACUGCAAGGACUGCGGCCUGUUCUUCGACUCCGGCAACUCCUUGGACGUCCACCUCCAGUACCACAAGGAGAACCUCCUCAGCAAGUGGGGCAACAGUUCUGGUGAGGAGUCUAAUAAUAACAAUGUCAAGCCUAACAAGUCCCCUAGGGUGGCGGCGGUUCCCGCUGACUCUAGCGAUUCAGUUUUAGACAGAUUUUCUCCUAACUUUAAUUUCCCGGUUAACCGAGCCACUCCCCCCAGUAGUAAUUAUCAUUUCCCGUCUGCCGACAUGAGGCCUCCUUCUGUGGGCCAGGACGGAGGCAGUAGGCCCAAUUCGAAUUUCAAUCCGAAUUCCGAUCCGGACUACAUUCUAGGUUCCGGCUCCGGUUUUCCACAGAGGCGGUCACCCACGCCUACCUCCCCCUCCCCUCAUAUGUUGCAAACUUCGACGUCAUUUCGUUUUCACCCUUAUCAGCAGCCUAUGUACACCCAUCAGGACCAAAGGAACGGUGGAGUUUCCUCCUCCUCCCCCGGUGUGAUGGCUAACCACCAAGCUACUCAUCAGUGUGAAAAGUGUGGCUUUGUUUGUGAUAGUCCCAAUAGCUUGCUUGAACACAUUCAGAACUCGCAUCCUCCCUCACCUCCUGACAAUUUUGGUUUCAACAACGAAUUCAUGAGGCAUCAUGAUGUAAAAAAUGAACCCCAAGCGGAGAUCUUAGAUUUAGACUCUCACAAAGUCCAUGUGUAUCAACCCCCUCAGGGAGAUGAAGGUAGCCAGAACAGUCAGAGUAGUCAAUUAGACCCCGGGAUGGUCCCUUGGAUGCCAGGUCUUCAAGAGAAGAAACUUUACCAUCCCUUACAGAUGAAUGGUAGUGGCAUGCCUUCGCCAGAUUUUAAUGUUUCUACCACUACUCUCAAUUCUCCUGAGAUACCUCAUCAUCAGUCAUAUCAUUAUGAACACCAUAUCAGUCCUCCUAAUCAACUACCUCCUCAGAUUACCUCUUCUCAAAUGCCUUCAUUGCCUCAAAAAUCUAGUAUGCAGUCCAUGUCUAAGGGUUCAAAUAAUACUUCAUGGAAAUCGAAUGAAGCCAGGAGGCCCAAAACUUAUAAUUGUACUGCUUGCAAUAAAUGGUUUACAAGCUCUGGACAUUUGAAAAGACAUUACAAUACCACUCUGCACAAGAAUGCCGUGAAGCAAAGUGGCAUUCCUGAUCCUGCAAAUUUACCAGUAAGCAAUCACCAUCACCCGCCUAAAGAUCCGGCGCCACCGUUUAUACCUCAUCAAGAUUCACCUCCAACUUCGCAACUAGAAGAAAAUCCACUAAUGCCUAAAUUAGAAGAUGUAAAUUACGAUAGACCUCAGCAUCAAAUAGGAACUAAUGGAAAUAAUUUUUUAUCGAAUCCCCCAAACUCGCUGGCAGGCCCUUCGGAGGUUACGGGGGGCCUGCUUCUCCAUUCUACUCAAUUCCAAACCAACCCAGAGGAAAUGAGAUCUCCCCAGCAUACACUGCCCCCUAUACAGCAGCACCAGAACUUUCUACCUUUCCCGGGAGCGCCGCACCCUACCUACCCUCAGGGUAUGACGAUGUACCCAAACUUGCAGCCCCCCCACGUUUCUUCCAUCCGGCCAAUAGUUACCAACAACAUUAUUGGUAACUCGGACGUACUCGAGCAAUCGGUGGACAUGCAGCAGAUCUGGGGACGGAACGGUGAACUCAAGAGCCAGCUCAUCGCCCUGGCGACACCGACCGACCAACAAGAACCGCUGCCCAGUUUCUCACUGUUCGCCCAGAACUUUAGUGGAUACGUACCAUCGUUUUCACAACGCCAGUCCACAAGUACGUCCGAAUCGAACGUGGGGGGGCUCAGUCCUACUCAAGUUUCCAGUUUGGACUCUUUUUAUCCGUCUCAGAGCCCGAAUCAGGGCUUUCACAUCUCAGAUGUACAUACGGUCGAAGGCAACAAAUUCAGUCCUUCCAGUGAUAGCAACACUCUACCUCCUUCUGAAAGCAGCAGUUACGAGGACUCGUACCCGUCCCCAGACGCCAUGCUGCCCAGCUCCAGUGUGGACGACAUGGAGAAACCCAUCAUGCUGGACAACAUCAAAAUAGAAGACAACUCCGUGAGCAGCACGAACGGGGAACGUAACUCUCCUACAGCCCUCAUCAAGUGCGUGGACUGCGACAAAGUCUUCAACAAAGCCUGCUACCUCACGCAACACAACAAGAGCUUCCACAACGGUGAGAAACCCUUCAAGUGCGAGAAAUGUGGCAAGAGAUUCGAAUGCGAGUCGCAGCACCAGGAACACUUGAGCAAACACGCAGGAGAGAAGCCGUACAAAUGUGACAUCUGUCCGAAGCAGUUCAACCACAAGACGGAUCUGAGGCGUCACAUGUGCCUGCACACCGGAGACAAGCCGUUCUGCUGCAACAUCUGCGGAAAGGGCUUUAUCCGCAAAGAUCACAUGGUCAAGCACUGCGAUACCCACAAGAAGAAACACGCCGUCCCACCGCAGAUGAAGGUGCUCUUCACGCAGAAUCCGCAGAAACAACAGCUUGAUACUGACAUGCGUCUUCUCCCUAUUCCACUUCAGGUCAAUCACUGACUAAAGGUAACAAUCAAGCUGAAGCAAACUUUCAACGAUAAAAUUCAUUUUAAUUCUGAGUUUUAUUGCCUGACUGUAACGUUUUUGUUCAACGUGUUGUAUAUGUAGUUAUAUUUUGUAUUUUUUUAGUUAGAAGUAAGGGAAAAUAAAAACCAAAUGUUGAAAAAUAUUUUGAUCAAUUGUAAUGUUCAGAGAUAAUAAAAAAAUGUACAUAAA
Messenger RNA from Homalodisca vitripennis (glassy-winged sharpshooter), 3091 nucleotides. RefSeq names its product asparagine-rich zinc finger protein AZF1-like. The coding region runs from base 260 to 2875 and encodes 871 amino acids. Lineage: Eukaryota; Metazoa; Arthropoda; Insecta; Hemiptera; Cicadellidae. The record is from RefSeq and is a predicted model, not a curated record. The transcript has a single exon.